GAUUGCUAUCCAAUGCCGAUUAUAGACAAACUAGUUGAAGCGGCUUCAGGCAAUGAGAGGUUAAGCCUCUUGGACGCAUAUUUGGGGUAUCAUUAGGUGCCAAUGGCUCCAGAAGACGAAGAGAAAACUGCGUUCUAUGCUGGCGAUGAAAUUUAUUGUUAUGUCAUGAUGCCAUUUGGCUUGAAGAAUGCAGGUGCUACUUAUCAGAAAAUGGUAACCAUUGUCUUCCAUGCCCAGAUUGGCAAGAACCUGGAAGUAUAUGUCGAUAACAUUGUGGUAAAGAGCCUCAAAGCAGAAGACCAUCUCGCCGACCUCGACGAAACCUUUAACAACCUCAGAAAGAACAUGAUGCGGUUAAAUCCAGCCAAAUGCAUUUUCGGAGUGGAGUCCAGCAAAUUUUUAGGUUUCAUGGUGUCCCGAAGGGGAAUUGAGGUCAAUCCAGAGAAGAUCAGAGCAAUUGCCGAGAUGGAACCGCCAAAAUCAGUGAAGGAUAUACAAAGGCUGACUGGAAGGGUGGCAGCUCUGCAUCGGUUCAUAUCAAAGUCAGCAGAUAAAUGUCUACCGUUUUUCAAAAUUAUGAGGUCGGCCGCCCAGAAAGACGAAUCAGGAAAGCACAAGAAGUUUGAAUGGAACCAGGAAUGUCAAGCUGCAUUUGAAGAACUAAAGUCUUAUCUUAGUUCAUCGCCUCUGUUAACUAAAGCUGUAGAUGGAGAACUUCUUUAUUUGUACCUGGGGAUUUUAGAUGAGGCCAUUAGUUCAGUUCUGGUGAGAGAAGAAGCUAGGCAGCAGAAACCAAUUUAUUAUAUCAGCAGCAUGCUGCACGGAGCAGAGCUGAAAUAUCCUAUAGCUGAGAAAGCAACACUAGCAGUUGUCACUUCGGCCAGGAAGUUGAGACCAUAUUUCCAGUCACACCCAAUCAUCGUCCUCACAGAUCAACCCCUCCGGCAGAUUCUGCAGAAACCAGAGUGCUCUGGAAGGUUAAUUAAGUGGGCAGUAGAACUGGGGGAGUUUGAGAUCACGUUUCAGCAGAGGUCGACCAUCCGAGCUCAAGCAUUAGCAGAUUUUGUUGUUGAAUGCACCCCAUGUCCCUCAACCUCUACUCUAGAACUCAAUGAAUGGGCCUUAUAUGUUGACGGGGCAUCUAGUAGCAAAGGUUCAGGGGCUGGAGCUCUCUUGAUUGGUCCAGACGGUUAUCGAAGCGAACAUGCUUUGAAGUUCAACUUUAAUGCGACAAAUAAUAUGGCUGAAUCAACUCUAUUUGCGAAGUCGUUGAUCCUGUGAUGGUAAAGUAUGUAGCCUUAGUGG
Rubroshorea leprosula is the source of this 1305-nucleotide messenger RNA. Lineage: Eukaryota; Viridiplantae; Streptophyta; Magnoliopsida; Malvales; Dipterocarpaceae. The record is from the annotation of a GenBank genome assembly.